CCCACAAAUCCAAUCGUACGAGUACUAACCCUAGGCCCUGACGGCGGCGGCGCGACAGAGGACCAGCGGCAGUGCGACGGCAGAAGGUGCGUAACGCAGGACGACAACCGGCAAGCAUCCAGCAGGAGCGGCACUAGGCACUCGGCCACUAAUAAUCAAAUCAAGUGCGCUUCAGGACAGGUUAAUCCAUCAUGUCCUUCGCGGGCGUAUCUGCCAUCGCCAACGGCGAGCUCCUGGGAUCUGGCACCUCUCCCACCUUCAACGCCUACGCGGCCAGCGGGUACCACUUGCUUGUCGUCCAGGGUUACUCAAUCAAGCGCGGACUCAUCGAGUCUCACUCCUUUACCAUCGGCGGCCAGCGCUGGUGCAUCCACUACAUGCCUCAACACGGGGACAACGUUGGCUCCAUCACACUUUUUCUUAGCCUCGUCGAGAGCACUAAAGAGCCCAUAAAGGCACAGUUCGAGUUCAGUUUCGUUAACCAGACUGACAAGCAAGAGCCGGCAAGUAUCCACGACAGUGAAAUAUUCGAGUUCCGAACUAGUAAGCUCAAAGUCAUCGAAAGAGAGGCCUUGGAGAAACACCUGAAGGACGACAGUUUCACCAUUCGAUGCGACAUCGUGGUCGUAAAUCCAACAUGCAGCACUUCUCGAUUUGUUGCGGUGCCACCGUCCAACAUGCAACAGAACUUCACCGACCUUCUCCUGGCCGGGCAGGGCACAGACGUUGUCUUUUGUGUGGGCGGCAAGACGAUCACCGCCCACCGUUGUGUCCUGGCGGCCCGCUCUACUGUCUUCAGGGCGGCACUCUUCGGUCCAAUGCAGGAAGGCAUGUCGUCGUCCAUUGUGCAGAUAGAUGACAUGGACGCGCCAGUGUUCAAGGCAAUGCUAGAGUUCAUCUACGGCGACACGCUGCACGCAAUGAAGGAGAGCAAGGACGAGGUCAUGGUGUUGCUGCAACACCUGCUCGUAGCGGCAGACAGGUACAACCUCCAGAGGCUGAGGCUGAUGUGCGAGAAGAAUCUCUGCGAGCACAUCGGUGUGGAUACGGUGACGAGCAUCCUGGCACUCGCCGAGCAGCACGGUUGUCACGGGCUGAAGAAGGCGUGCUGCGAGUUCCUCCGGUGUCCGGACAACCUGAGGGCGGUGGUGGACACGGAUGGAUUUGAUCACUUGUGCAGAAGCUGCCCCCCUCUCUUAUGAAGGAUAUGAUCCUUGGCGUGCUACCGGCAAAAAGGAAAAGGGAAUGAUGGCUCUUCGACUUACAUCUAGAGGACUCUUGGACGCAGCAGCGGAGGUGUUUCACAAGUCUCAGGGGUGAGUGCCAUUGAAUCACCCAUGGCUGAUCGUUGUCUGGCUUGCUAUGAAUUGUGAUAUCUUCAGUUCCGUUCCUCCCUUGCUGCCUAUGGUGUAGCAUGUGUUCUUGUGGGCCGAUGUUUCAUAGUUAAAUUUCCUACUAGAUGUCUUUUUGGGCGGAUGUUUUAUAUUGAUAUCUUUGUAUCCUCCAGGAUGUUGCUAUUUCUUUA
Molecule: messenger RNA, 1525 nt
Organism: Triticum aestivum (bread wheat)
Lineage: Eukaryota; Viridiplantae; Streptophyta; Magnoliopsida; Poales; Poaceae
Product: BTB/POZ and MATH domain-containing protein 1
Exons: 3
Coding region: 192-1202 (336 amino acids)
Biological process (GO): protein ubiquitination
Molecular function (GO): protein binding
Source: RefSeq, a predicted model, not a curated record